GAGAUGGCGGAUAGGCUGACGGACUGGACUUUUCUCCGUUUGGUGGAGGCUGCGCUCUCGGCUUAUUGGAGGAACGAAUCGAAUAACGAUUUGACCUCUCAUUUUGUGGCUGUUUAACCGGAAUUCGUUGAAGCAAUGGCGAUGCUGAUGUCCGGCCGGCGGCUGUUGUGUAGAUCCACGACGAACGCGUAUGUGGCAGUUGGCUUCAGAUGGUACUCUGCGUCCUUUAGAGAAGAAAGAGACACGUUUGGUCCCAUUCAAGUUCCUUCCGACAAAUUAUGGGGAGCUCAAACACAAAGAUCGCUGCAGAACUUUGACAUUGGAGGACAGAGGGAGAGAAUGCCUGAGCAAAUUAUACGUUCCUUUGGGAUUCUUAAGAAAUGUGCUGCAAAGGUAAACAUGGACUAUGGUCUUGACCCAACCAUAGGAAAAGCAAUUAUGCAAGCUGCUCAAGAAGUGGCUGAGGGAAAAUUAGAUGACCAUUUCCCUUUGGUAGUUUGGCAAACUGGCAGUGGUACUCAAAGUAACAUGAAUGCCAACGAGGUUAUUGCGAAUAGAGCUGCUGAAAUUCUUGGCCACAAGAGAGGGGAGAAAUUUGUUCAUCCCAAUGAUCAUGUUAACAGAUCUCAGUCUUCUAAUGACACUUUCCCCACUGUAAUGCAUAUUGCAGCUGCUAUGGAGCUAAAUUCAAGAUUGAUCCCAAAGUUGAAACAGUUACACACAACACUACAUUCAAAGACUGUUGAAUUCAAAGACAUUGUUAAAAUUGGCCGUACGCACACGCAAGAUGCCACACCUUUGACUCUUGGACAAGAAUUUAGUGGCUAUACCACACAAGUGAAAUAUGGGAUUGACCGGGUGUACAGCACCCUCCCUCGCAUGUAUCAGCUUGCACAAGGAGGCACAGCUGUUGGAACUGGUUUGAACACAAAGAAAGGGUUUGAUGCAAAGAUUGCUGCGGCUGUAGCAGAGGAAACUAAUCUGCCAUUUGUGACUGCAGAAAACAAAUUUGAGGCACUGGCUGCACACGAUGCUUUUGUAGAAACAAGUGGUGCGCUCAACACUGUUGCUACUUCUCUCAUGAAGAUAGCAAAUGAUAUACGCUUCUUAGGAAGUGGUCCACGAUGUGGUCUAGGAGAGCUCAUACUUCCUGAAAACGAACCAGGGAGCAGUAUAAUGCCGGGUAAGGUCAACCCAACACAGUGCGAGGCUCUUACAAUGGUCUGCGCUCAGGUCAUGGGCAAUCAUGUCGCGAUCACAGUCGGUGGAUCCAAUGGCCAUUUUGAACUGAAUGUAUUUAAGCCAGUUAUUGCCAGUAAUCUAUUACAUUCAUCAAGAUUGCUUGGGGAUGCUUCUAGCUCCUUUGAAAAGAAUUGCGUCCGAGGAAUUCAAGCCAACAGAGAAAGGAUUUCUAAAUUAUUACAUGAGUCUCUCAUGCUUGUUACAUCUUUGAAUCCGAAAAUUGGAUACGACAAAGCUGCAUUAGUUGCAAAGACUGCCCACAAGGAAGGAUCUACCUUGAAGGAUGCUGCAUUGAAACUCGGCGUGCUCAGUUCUGAAGAAUUCGACAACCUCGUGAUACCAGAAAAAAUGAUUGGUCCCUCUGAUUAAUUGUCAAACUUUUAUCAUGAGGAAAUACAAUCCCCCUCUAGGUCGAAGAUUUAAUAGCAGCAAAAAAGCCUCAAUUGAAAAAGCAUUCCCAGCCCAGGUGGAAAGCUUAUGAUUUUUUUUCCUAUAUGAAUAAAAACUAUUUGGCCUGUCACACUUAGAGCCAAGAUUAGGCUGAAGAGCUAUUAGGAUGCGCAAGCCCCAACUGUUUUCCUGGUAAAACCAUCCAUACAUUGGAUAAUAAUUUAAAAGGCAUUGUUGACAUAUAUGCAAAGAACUUCCUUGUUUUAUUUCA
Molecule: messenger RNA, 1903 nt
Organism: Andrographis paniculata
Lineage: Eukaryota; Viridiplantae; Streptophyta; Magnoliopsida; Lamiales; Acanthaceae
Product: fumarate hydratase 1, mitochondrial
Exons: 17
Coding region: 136-1611 (491 amino acids)
Biological process (GO): malate metabolic process; fumarate metabolic process; tricarboxylic acid cycle
Cellular component (GO): tricarboxylic acid cycle heteromeric enzyme complex; mitochondrion
Molecular function (GO): fumarate hydratase activity
Source: RefSeq, a predicted model, not a curated record